Fonsecaea multimorphosa CBS 102226 is the source of this 1737-nucleotide messenger RNA. RefSeq lists its product as uncharacterized. NCBI's taxonomy places the organism in Eukaryota, Fungi, Ascomycota, Eurotiomycetes, Chaetothyriales, Herpotrichiellaceae. Gene Ontology annotation, molecular function: heme binding; monooxygenase activity; iron ion binding. The record is from RefSeq and is a predicted model, not a curated record. The coding region runs from base 1 to 1737 and encodes 578 amino acids. The transcript is spliced from 7 exons.
AUGGGUCUCUUUUCCAUUGAGAAGGAGCCUAGAAUUCAAUCUCUCAUCGACAAGUCGAACGCUAUGAUGGAUGACUACAACCUGCAGAUCAGGACUGUCUUCCUCGCGCUGACUCUUCUGCUGGCGAUCGUUUAUAUUUUCCGUCCUCUGCUCCAGAUUGGGAAGCGAGCCAAAGAUCUUCCGCCAGGUCCACCAACGCUUCCAAUUCUUGGAAAUCUUCAUCAGCUCUCGGGAGUGGGGGAGUACGGCCAUCGUCGAUUUCAGAAAUGGGCGGAAGAAUAUGGGCCCAUCUAUUCCCUCAUCCUCGGCACCAAGACUUAUAUUGUCCUGAACACGGACGCGGCAGUCAAAGAUCUCUUGGACAAGCGAAGCGCGAUGUACUCUUCAAGACCAGAGAUGUACAUGGCGCAUGAUAUUGCAAGUGGUGGUUUGAGGACAGUAACCAUGCCCUAUGGGUCCCAAUGGCGGAUGAUGCACACGGUUACCCACAGCAUUCUCAACAUAAAGGCCGCCACAAGCUAUAUCCCUUAUCAAGACCUCGAGAACAAAUUCAUGCUGGUCAAUCUGCUCGAUCGACCCGAAGAGUUUGAAACUCACAUUAAACUGUUCACUCAUGCCCUCACAACUCAAAUAAUCUUUGGCUUCCGAUUUACUAGCGUUGAAGAUCCUAAAUUCCAACAGUUGUAUCAAGGAUUCAAGAAGUGGACCAUGUUAGUGGGAAGUGCGAGCGCCCAGCUUUUGGAUCUGUAUCCCUUGCUGCGGAGACUGCCCAGGUUCUUGGCUCCAAACUACGAAUAUGCCAGAAAGCUGCACGAAAAGGAGAAAGAGCUGUACCGCAGCCACUGGCUCGCAGCAAAGGAAAGGGCCCUCACCGGCACAGGCAGACCUUGCUUUUGCAACGACCUCCUUAAAGCGCAAGAGCGCGAGAAGUUCGACGACGACCAGGCAGCCUAUAUAUCCGGAUCUCUCCUUGAAGCAGGUUUCGACACCACAGCCUCUACUCUCCAAGGCUUUAUCCUGGCCAUGAUGAUGUUUCCCGAAGUCCAGAAAAAAGCACAACGAGAGCUCGACGAAGUUGUCGGGUCUGAUCGACUGCCAACGAUGGACGACUUGCCUGAACUACCCUACGUGCACGCCUGUGCCAAAGAGAGUCUGCGGUGGAUGCCUACUACGGUCUUUGCAGCUCCUCAUGCGACCACGGUAGACGACCAUUACAUGGGUUACAGAAUUCCAGCCGGGGCUUCUGUUAUCCCCAACGUCUGGUACAUCACCCAGGAUCCCAAACGAACUCCUCACCCGCGAGCUUUUGAUCCGACGCGCCACUUGAACAAUCUAGAGAGCGAGUUCGAGUCCGCCAAGAGCUCCGACGUCGGCAAACGGCAUAAUUUUGUUUUCGGUGCUGGACGGCGCCUAUGCCAGGGGAUGCAUAUCGCAGAACGCUCUCUCUUUCUCGGUGUCUCGCGCAUGUUGUGGGGGUUCGACUUCUCAUUGCCUUUGGACGAGAAUGGCCAGCCCAUCACCAUUCCAGACAUUGACGACUUGAGGGGAGGCGCCGCCAUCACGCCAGCCCCCUUCGAGGCUGUCAUCAAGCCCCGGGCUAAGGAGAGGGCGGACCUGAUGCGUAGAGAGUGGGCGGAUGCCGAGGCCAAGUUUUUGGAUCCACAGACCAAGGAGUGGAAGCACGUACCAGACGGGAUGGUGUUUAGCACGUAUGUGCCGCAACAUGUCGACGUGUGA